GUUAGUCAUAAUUUUUUGUAAUCCAGGUGGGAACUUUCACUGUACUGGGAACUAUCACUGAACUGGGAACUAAUAUCGUUCGGCCUUUCUAUCCGGACCUUUGAGCGGUUGCACAGGUGCCUAGAAUCGCUUUCGGCACGCCAUUGUGAGGAUCACAGUUACUCUCACACAACUGACCACGCAGGCCGGACUAGCUUUGUCAGUUGAGUUCCCCCGAGUGUAGUAACCACAGAAGAAACUGUCCCACGAUGGCAACGGACUCCUGGGCCCAGGCGGUGGACGAACAAGAAGCCGCGGCGGAAUCGAUCGGCAACCUUCACAUAAAAGAGAAACCAGAGGAAAAUGGCACCGCUGCUGUCUCGACAGAAUUCACCGCUGCAGCUGCGAAAUCGGAAGGCGAAGGAGACAACAAGGGGACGGACGAGGGUGACAAAGAUGACAAAGCGGCACAGUCAUUGUUGAACAAGCUGAUCCGGAACAAUCUUGUCAGUAAUACUAACCAAGUGGAAGUCCUUCAGAAGGAUCCAAACUCUCCUCUCUACUCCGUCAAGUCCUUUGAGGAGUUGAGACUCAAACCUCAGCUGCUUCAGGGCGUGUACGGAAUGGGUUUCAACCGGCCGUCUAAAAUCCAGGAGACGGCCCUACCCAUGAUGCUGGCUGAGCCACCGCAGAAUCUGAUUGCCCAGUCGCAGUCCGGAACAGGUAAAACGGCUGCUUUUGUCCUGGCCAUGCUCAGCCACGUCGACCCCAACCACACAUAUCCCCAGUGCCUGUGUGUGUCGCCCACCUAUGAACUGGCACUUCAGACCGGUAAAGUGAUCGAGCAGAUGGGCAAGCACUAUCCCGAGGUCAAACUCGUCUACGCCAUCAGAGGAAAUAAAUUGCAGCGCGGCAUGAAGCUACAGGAACAGAUUGUUAUUGGCACACCUGGCACUAUGCUGGACUGGUGCGGUAAGUUCAAGUUUAUCGACCCCAAGAAGAUCAAGGUGUUUGUGCUGGACGAGGCUGACGUCAUGAUCGCCACACAGGGUCACCAGGACCAGAGCAUCCGCAUCCAGAGGAUGCUGCCUAAAAACUGCCAAAUGUUGCUGUUUUCUGCCACAUUUGAAGAAACCGUGUGGAACUUUGCCCAGCGCAUCGUGCCCGACCCCAACAUCAUCAAACUGAAGAGAGAGGAGGAGACGCUGGAUACUAUCAAACAGUACUUUGUGUUGUGCAACAGCAAGGAGGAGAAGUUCCAGGCCCUCUGUAACAUCUACGGUGCCAUUACUAUUGCCCAGGCCAUGAUCUUCUGCCAUACGAGGAAGACUGCAGGCUGGCUGGCAGGGGAGCUGUCCAGAGAAGGCCACCAGGUGGCAGUGCUCAGCGGAGAGAUGCAGGUGGAGCAGAGGGCUGCUGUCAUCGAUCGGUUUAGAGACGGCAAGGAGAAGGUCCUGGUUACUACAAAUGUUUGUGCUCGAGGCAUUGAUGUGGAGCAGGUUUCUGUGGUAAUCAACUUUGACUUGCCGGUGGACAAGGACGGUAACCCAGACAACGAGACUUACUUGCACAGGAUCGGCCGCACGGGUCGAUUUGGCAAAAGGGGACUGGCGAUCAACAUGGUGGACAGCAAGAUGAGCAUGAACAUCCUCCACAGGAUCCAGGAGCAUUUCAAUAAAAACAUUGAACAACUAGACACGGACGACCUGGAUGAAAUUGAGAAAAUCGCCAGCUAAAGAGUGCGUGCUCCCACGAAGGACGCCGACCCGAGCGCCCUUCCCCUCCUCGCUCUCCAAGCACUGUGCGCUGCCACAGUGCUUUUAUGCUUUUAUUUUUUUAGCUGUCGGAGGAAAGAGCAAAACCACAAACACAGCAUAUGUUUACACGUGAAUAUGUCUCCUCUCAGACAAGUGUUUUAUAAGUCUCUGGAACGUACCCCAAUUUCACUCUUUAUACUACUUUGAAUAAAGUCUUAUGAGUUUAUCGCUUUGUUUCGUGAUGCUGCACAAGCAGGCAUAGUCGACUCUUUUUCUCUGAACACACAGAUUUUUAAAAAACACGUGGUGGCUUUGCUGUUGUGGUGGCAUGAAACAAGCUAUUUUGUUAAAGAGAUUCACAAAAACCCAAAUGGAGAAUUAACCAUUUUUGUGCCACGUUUCUUUAAUUUUAAAGAACAAAAAUAUAACUGAAUGUUACUAUCAUGUAGAACUCUUACAGCUCCUAAUGUGCUUUGUUGUAUCAACCACAAUCGGUACAAAGGGUGAAGUUGGGUGUGUCGCUCCAAGUAGUAGUUUAAUCAUUACGAUUAUGUUAUUGAGAUGGUGAUGGUUGAGUUUCAAGGGUCUAUGCAAACUUAUCAACCCAUGAUAGCUAUUAUCAAAUACUAUCAACCUGUAUUCACAAGACACAAAUUAAUCCUGAAUUAACCUCAGCUCUAGCGUCAGGGUGUGUAGUCAAAUGCCAAAAAAAAAAAAAUGGCUGCCUCGAGUGAUCAUCUGUUCCAUUGCACAUUUAUGUGUUUCUGAUUACUGUCUAACCAGUAAUCAAUCAUCAGCCAACCACGAAUCUUACACCUACAUUGUCUUUAAAACAACAUUAUAACAACCAUUAUCAGAACAGGCUCAGAACCUCAAUCAUGAGUCUUCUUUUUUCCCCCUUCAUCUGUCUUGUAAAAACCUCAUUUUAAUUCCAAAUGUGGCCAUUGAGGUCCGAUGUGAUCAGCUUCCCUUCUGUUAGUCACUGUCCACACAAUCUUUUCAAUCAGGGUCUCCACUUUGACUUGAGCUCAGCUACAUUCUUCACCCAGGCUGUGCUGUUGUUAAGGAUUGUGAGUUAAAAAAACAAACAAUGCCUUCCUCAAGUGCAUUAUAUAUACAUGUUAUUUUGUAACUGAUACUUUAAAGACAUUGGGCUUAAUAUGCUGACUAACACUUGAAAUUUUGAUUAUAUAUUGAAUUAUGGGCAUCUUUAGGAUGUGUGAAUUCUCUUUUUGAAACCAAAUGCUGAAUUGACUCGAGGAUCUGCGCUAGUCAGAUUCACUGUGUUGUUCCGACAUGGUUGGGUGAACAGGAAACGUGUACUUGUGUACAUAUUUAAAAUUUUAAGGUUUAAGACAAAGUGUGACUGAUUUGUUGACAGUUUGUCACUUCUAAGAAGUGCAAAAAAAAAACAUUCCUCAUGAGGUUCUAUUUUGGCAGACACGGUGAGCCUAAAUCUGUUAGCCUUGUAUGAUUGGGCAACUGGAUGAAAUUAUGGAAACUGAUGGUGUAUUUGAUCUACGCGCUGGAAUAUUCAAGGACAGUCUGAAUCUUCUUCAAACCUCACCUGGCUCCCGCCUGAACAGAGAAGACUGCUGGUGAUAGUUUGGUUUUAAAUGGACUGUUUACAGACAACUUACUGGAAACCACUCAACUCGGUGAGCAGAUGCAGCCAAAUUAGAAGCAUGGGGUUGUGCUGAAAAUCUGUUUUGCGUAAAGCAGGAGCAGCGUAUGCAGUUUUAUUUGGACAUUUGGAUGUAAACAUUAUCAGUGUGUGUGCGCGCGCGCACACUUUGUUGAUCUGUGAUGUAAUGCCACUGUACAAGAGCCAUGGGCAAACGGAGCAGUUUCGGCUGUAGAACUUAACACUCUUCUCGACACGUUAUAUAAUCUGAUAAUUGAGAGAACCUACAAAACCUAGUUCAUACAUACACACAUAUAUACACACACACACACAUGGGAGUAAUGCUGGCCGACCAGGCUCGAGCAAGUUUGUCUGUUGUAACCUGAAGGUGGUGUGUAGAGACCGGUAGGUUCAAGGUGUGUGGUAUUCUAUGGCGAAGCUGCAUUCAUGGACACAGUUAUGUCUUCUUAACAUGUUGAAUUAAAGGAACAUAUAAAUGUCCAUCUGUAUGUAGUCAAAUGCUUAUUGGUGUGGGAAUAGUUUCGUUAAAACACCUAUUUGUGGGCCAUUGACUCAAGUCAAUAAAAGUAUACAUAAAUGUAAAAAACUUUAUUAAAGUUAUUGCAUACAGUGAGUGUCAAUACAUUAACAUGGAUGAAUUGUUCAAAUAGAAUUAAUCCUCGGAGUUUCCAGUGGUGCGAGGUUGCUCCUCUGACAUCUGUUGUGAAACCUGUAGGUCUGAGGACACAUAACAUGUGAAAAGUCCUCAUAAUAGAAUAAUAAAUAAAGACUAGUUUUGAAUUAA
Scophthalmus maximus (turbot) is the source of this 4165-nucleotide messenger RNA. RefSeq names its product ATP-dependent RNA helicase DDX19A. Lineage: Eukaryota; Metazoa; Chordata; Actinopteri; Pleuronectiformes; Scophthalmidae. Gene Ontology annotation, biological process: poly(A)+ mRNA export from nucleus. The coding region runs from base 249 to 1715 and encodes 488 amino acids. Gene Ontology annotation, molecular function: RNA binding; ATP binding; RNA helicase activity. The record is from RefSeq and is a predicted model, not a curated record. Gene Ontology annotation, cellular component: nucleus; cytoplasmic stress granule. The transcript has 12 exons.